Necator americanus (New World hookworm) is the source of this 4170-nucleotide messenger RNA. RefSeq lists its product as uncharacterized. The coding region runs from base 1 to 4170 and encodes 1389 amino acids. Gene Ontology annotation, molecular function: catalytic activity. Lineage: Eukaryota; Metazoa; Nematoda; Chromadorea; Rhabditida; Ancylostomatidae. The record is from RefSeq and is a predicted model, not a curated record. The transcript is spliced from 26 exons.
AUGUCUAGGCGACUGAAGACUGUGUUACUCGACAGGCUCGAUUUCCCUCUCGAAAAUCCAAGACGCGGACGCUCCAGAAAGGAAAUGCCGAAACAAUGGACGCAUUCCUACUGGAAACGACGUCCGCAGGGUUUCGUCAACAUGUUCUCUUCUUUCUUCAGUCAAGUGAAGGAAGGUUUGGCGGCUGCCUCUGAACCAGCUCCACCAAAUCCACCUCCUCAGGCUCCUCCCAGCAAGCCGGCACAGUCCGAACAAGGAGAGAAUUCCGGAGGAGACUUUCUUGGUGGUUUGCUUAACGUUGCGAAGGAAGUGGGACAAGCAAUAAACGAGAAGAAUCAGCCACCACCGCCUCCGCCACCAGAACCGAAAGCAACAGACCUUAUUGGUGGCUUGCUCAACGUUGUUGGACAGGCAGUGAACGAAAAAAGUCAGCCACCGCCACCACCGCCUCCGCCACCAGAGCCAAAACCAACGGAUCUUCUUGGUGGCAUACUGAACGCUGUUGGACAAGCGAUAAACGAAAAGAACCAGCCGCCACCACCUCCACCUCCGCCACCAGAGCCAACCGGUGCAGAUCUUCUUGGUGGUUUACUCAACGUUGUAGGAAACGCAAUGAGUGAUAAGAAAGAGCCUGAGGUUAAACCACCUCCUCCCACUCCGGAGAAACAAGAGAGUGGUUCAAAAAUCACUCAGGAAGACAUUGCUAUGAUUACAAAAGGACUAGGAGCCCUCGUUACUAGCAUCAAAGAGAAAACAGCUACCAAAGAUGUUGAAGAAGAGCAAGUUGCUAAAGUUGAUUCACAAGGAGGGAAAGUGCAGAUAUCGUCGGUUGCAAGCACUAAUGACGUCCCAGCAAGCCAACAAGAACAAACCACGUCGGCAGGUGGAGACUUCUUCAGCGGACUCAUGGGAAUGGCCAAAGAGGUGGGGAAGGCAAUGAACGAGCCGAAAGGUAAUAACAACGGCUACCAAAACGGAAAAGGACUAGGAUGGCGAUCUGCACGUACGCCUGCAUCGGAAGCGGCCAUCGAAGAUCUGAUGAUGCAAGCCAAGAAGAUCAAGUACGACGUCAUCGGUCUGACCGAGACGAGACGACGUCACCCUCUCAACGCCGUAUAUGAGACUGGAGAAGAACUGUUCUUAGGAUCAUGCGACAGUAGAGGUGUUGGUGGAGUUGUCGUCCUCGUCAACACGAGAACGGCAAAGAACAUCGACUUUUUCGAACAACUUACGACCCGAAUCGGACGUAUGUGGAUGAGAAGAUGUGGCCCAAUACCAGCUUUGACUAUCUUCGUCGCUUACGCUCCAACAUCAAGCUACGAAGAAGAAGAAGUCGAAGCUUUCUAUAUGGACCUGGAGAAGUUCUACCGAGAAGACCAUGCCUUCUACAAGGUCAUAAUUGGCGAUUUCAACGCUAAGGUUGGCCCAAGAAGAACGCCGGAGGAACUUCACAUCGGGACCCACGGCCUACAAUGGAAUGACGAGAGAGAGAGGCUCUCCGAGUUCAUCAUGACGACUAAGACCAUCCAUGGGAACUCGCAAUUCCAGAAGCCCUCCUCUUUACGCUGGACGUGGGAGUCACCCGGUGGAGGGUACCGUAAUGAAAUAGACCACAUCAUCGUCAAUAAAAGGUUCUGCCUGACGGACGUCGGUGUUGUACCAAAGUUCUAUACGGGAUCGGACCAUCGCCUCCUCCGAGGAAGAUUUUCCUUCACAAGGAGAGCAGAGAAAGCCGCCAAGUUCAGAGAGAGAAAUCCCAGGACUACCAUCAACUGGGAUCUCUUCGCUACGCUAGCCGGCUUUUGGGAAGAUUCCGCAAUGGACAACAUCGACGAGGAAUAUGACCGGCUUAUUGAACACCUUCACGACUGCGCGAAGAAGGCUGAGAGUUUUAAAACCACCAAGAGGCGCCUGUCUCUUGAAACUCUUGAGCUGAUACGCCAGCGUGGAGCAGCACGAGCCGCAGGGAACCAAGAACUCACGUCCGAGCUCGCAAGGCUUUGCAGAGAGGCGAUAAAGGAAGACCUUAAAGAGAGAAGAGCAGAAGUGCUGGCUGAAGCUGCAGAGGCGGGGAAAAGCAUCCGCUAUGCCCGUCGAGACUUCGCCACUUCAAGAAGGGGGAUGGAGAAAAUCAUCUACGACUUCUACUCUGAUCUCUUUGACAGCCAUGUCCACUUGCCUCCUCACCAUCUGAGGGAAGAUGGGCAAGUCAUUCCAGAGGUUCUCCCGUUCGAAAUACGACAUGCUAUCAUGUCGGUAAGAAAUCGUACGGCACCCGAUCCCGACAGAAUAAGACCAGAACACCUGAAGAGCCUUCUGCCAGUACUAAUCAACACUCUGGUGAGGCUCUUUACACGUUAUCUGUCGGAAUGCAAGGUUCCUAAACAGUGGAAGACCAGCAAGACCGUGCUGUUGUAUAAAAAGGGAGAUCCACAUGACAUCGGCAACUAUCGUCCAAUCUGCCUACUGUCCGUCAUCUACAAGCUCUUCACAAGAGUAAUCCUUGAUAGGAUUGAAAAAGUCUUGGAUGAAGGACAGCCAUGCGAGCAAGCAGGGUUUCGAAAAGGAUUCAGCACGAUUGACCACAUUCACACUGUUUCGAAACUCAUCGAGGUAUCACGAGAGUACAAGAUGCCGCUCUGUCUCACCUUCAUCGACUUAAAGAAGGCCUUCGACUCAGUUGAGACGGAAGCGGUCGUGGAAGCCUUGGACAACCAAGGCGUCCCUACUCAGUACAUAAAGGUACUUCGAGAGUUGUACAGUAACUUUACGACAGGAAUUUCGCCAUUCUACAAGAACAUUAUCAUUAACGUGAAGAGACGGGGCCGGCAUGGUGACACAAUUUCACUUAAAAUAUUCAUUUCUACUGUCGAGAACGCAAUGCAAAAGUUGGAAUGGGACUACGUGGGAGUGAAGGUUGAUGGUCGGCAGCUACACCAUUUGCGCUUUGCUGAUGACAUCGUGCUGAUAACACGUAGCAUCAGCCAAGCGGAACGAAUGCUGACCGAAUUCGACGAAACAUGUGGACGCAUCGGUCUUCAGCUGAAUCUACAAAAGACGAUGUUCAUGCGGAACGGAUGGGUCUCGGAUGCCCCGUUCACGCUCAACGGAACGUACAUAUCCGAAUGCACCAGCUACGUUUAUCUGGGUCGGGAACUGAACAUGAUGAACGACCUCCGAGCUGGGCAGAAGGAGACGAGCGGCUUGGGGAGCGUACAAGAGCAUCGAGGAUGUAGUGAAGAAGACCAGGAACACCCGGCUCCGUGCGCACCUCUUCAACACCACCGUACUUCCUGCUUUGACCUAUGCUUCGGAAACCUGGGCAUUUCGCAAGCAGGAAGAAAACGCGCGCCCCCACCGCAGCAAACUUCGCAUCUCAGCCAAGAAGAUAUUGCUAAAAUCACACAAGGAUUGAGUGCGUUGGUCGGAAAAGCUUUCAAUAAGGGUGCCGCUGAAGGAGAAGUUGCACAAGUGGACUCGCAGGGAGGAAAAACAUCAGCUCCGGCAGACAACGAUUUCUUGAGUGGUCUUCUAAAUAUGGCAAAAGAUGUGGGGAAGAAGCUGGGCGACCAGCCUGGAGCUCAACAGAGUGCUCAGGCAUCGAGCAACGCAGCCGGAAAUCAAGGAUCGAAAGUCACUCAAGAGGAUAUCGGCAAACUGGUGUUGGCGCUUGGACCUCUGGUAAACACAAUUAAAGAGAAAACUUUUGCAAAGAAAGAAGAAGCCGAGAAAGAAGUGGGAAAAGUCGACUCACAAGGAGGAAAAGUGCAGCUAUCAUCCGUUCAAGGACCAACGGAUACGACUAAGCCUGCUGCGGAACAACCUGCGCAAGCUCCAGCAGGUGGUGGCGAUUUUCUAAGCGGACUUAUGAGCGUGGCGAAGGAUGUGGGCAAGGCGAUGAACGAGCAACAGCAACCACAAGCUGCUAACGGCCAGCAACUCAGUCAAGAAGACGUCGCCAAAAUUACGGCAGGUCUAGGAUUUUUGGGCACCUUGAUCAAAGACAAGGCUGGCGACAUUUUCCAGAAGCCUGCUGCAGAGGAAAAAGAAAAAGAAAAGGAGAAACCAAAGGAGGAGCCUGUCAUCGAUGAAGUUGAAGGCGAAAUUGGGAAGGUUGUUCUUUCCGGAUACACAGCACAGACUAUUGCUACGAAAUCGAAGAACGAAUGA